Molecule: messenger RNA, 3629 nt
Organism: Seriola aureovittata
Lineage: Eukaryota; Metazoa; Chordata; Actinopteri; Carangiformes; Carangidae
Product: photoreceptor outer segment membrane glycoprotein 2-like
Exons: 3
Coding region: 1-1101 (366 amino acids)
Biological process (GO): visual perception
Cellular component (GO): membrane
Source: RefSeq, a predicted model, not a curated record
AUGGCGGUCUUGAGGGUGAAGUUCACCAAGACCAAGAGGGACAAGUUGGCCCAGGUGCUGUGGAUCCUCAACUGGAUCUCAGUGGUGACAGGGGCCAUCCUGUUCAGCCUGGGCCUCUUCCUCAAGGUUGAGAUCAACAAGCGAGGAGAGCUUAUGGCUGAGAGGGACAUCCAGUAUGUGCCCAAUAUGCUCAUAGCCGUGGGCCUCAUCGCCUGUGCCAUCAACUUCCUGGGUGGGAAGAUCUGUUACGACUGUGUGGACACCACCAAGUUCUUGCGCUGGAAGCUGAUCAUGCUGCCCUACAUUAUAUGCACCUUCUUCUUCACCUUCUGUGUGCUGGUGGGGGCUCUGAUGUGUUACAGCAUGCGUGGGGAGCUGGAGGAGUCUCUGAACCUGGGGCUGACAGAGGCCAUGAGGUUCUACAAGGACACGGACACACCAGGACGAUGUUUCCUGAAGCGCACUCUGGACAUGCUGCAGAUAGACUUCCAGUGCUGUGGCAACAACGGCUAUAAAGACUGGUUCCAAAUCCAGUGGAUCAGCAACCGUUACCUGGACAUGUCUCAAAAAGAGGUGGUGGAUCGCUUAAGGAGUAACGUGGAGGGGAAGUACCUGAUGGAUGGAGUCCCCUUCAGCUGCUGCAACGUCAACUCCCCCCGGCCCUGCAUCCAGCAACAGAUCACCAAUAACACAGCCCACUUCAACUACGAGCACCAGACGGAGGAGCUGAACCUGUGGAUGAAAGGGUGUCGGCAGGCGCUGCUGGAGCACUACAACUACAUCAUGCAGUCCAUCGGCCUCGCGGUCCUCAUCACCUGGCUGUUUGAGCUGUCAGUGUUGACAGGAGUCCGUUACCUCCAAACCUCCCUGGAAAACGUGCUGAGGCAGGGAGAUCCUAACUCCGAGUCCGACGGCUGGCUGCUGGAAAACAGCUUCAUGGAAACAGCCCGCACCAACCUGAACAUCAUCAAGAGCCUCGGCAAGAGCAAUCAGAUAGACACAGCCAACAAUGGGGACCCCAACAUUGAUGUCCCCUCCACCUCCAAAGCACACUAUGGGCCAGACAACGUGCCACCGAAGCAGAUACCUGAAGCCAGUUGACCUUUUCUCCAAUAAAAAAAAGCCCUCAGUGAACAGCAUCGCUGAAGGCCAGACUUCUUACAGAGUCAAGAAUUACAGCUGAGAACUACCUGUGCAAAGGUGUUUGUGUGUGUGGAAGAUGAAAUACAGUGUGGGAAAUAUCACACAAUACAUGAUCCACUGACAAUGCCUGUGUUUUUCAACCAUAAACCACCAUCAAAUAAAUGUACACAUUUUACAAUACAUCUGUACACAACCGUACUAUAGUCUGUUGUUUACAAAUGACGUUGUUGCCUGUGUGUUGUGGUUUUGCAACACGUACUAAAAAGCUUUAUACACCUGUUGGUUGCAAGACUUGAAUCAAAAUGAAGAUGACUAAGUAGUGAUGAAGGUCCAAAAUGGUACAUAUUAGUUUUUGUUUUGUUUUUUUUUUAUUUGUUGCCUGAUUUCACUUGAACAUGUAAGAAAUUACAGUCAAGAAUUUAUAGUUAUCAAUUUUUUGUGUUUAGUUAAAUUUCACACAUAAAGCAUUGAGUGAUUGCGCCUCAGAUUAAAUAGGCCUUGUAGAACCUGGAAGAGCAUGAUGAUGAAUUUUACAUUAGUUAUGUUUAUUAUACACUAAUAGUAUCAUUUUUCGAUUCCUUUCUGUGCAUUUCCAUCUGCAAAUGUAAUUCACAUUCUUUAUAGCAAUCGUAAUUGCACCAAGGGUAGUAAACAAUCUAAUAAGUAUAUUAUGUUCUCGCUUUCACAUUAGUUAAAAACACUUAACCAAACAGAAAUCUACAAGUAAUUUAUAACAGAUAAAGUUCCUAGAAGGUUCAAGCCGUCACUACAAUGAAUCUGAUGUGCCUCAGCAGUGCCACCAUGAUCUAAUUGUCAAAUGAAAACACUUUUCGCUGGGAUGAGCUACCAAAAGCUUGAAAAUAAACCUUUUGAGCUGGCUUUGGAAUGACUUCACUGUCUGUCAUUGUCUUAUGAGGAUUUCAGACCAGUUCAUUGCAGACUGGGCUUCUUUGUGUGUCUUUAUUGGCUGGUGGCAGAGAGACGUUGCUGAGGUGAAGCAUGUGAGUUAGUAAUGCUGCAGUUCUGUCUAUAAGAUGUUAACGUGUUAAUCAUCUGGGGAUCCCACAUGAUAUACAAAACAAUAUUAAUGAUGAAGAAUUUCUCAUUCAUUUAUUCUGUAUGCGAGCAAGACAAGAGGGAAUUCAAUGUCAAACAUCCUGCGUUGGGGUUCCUCCUUUUAUACUGGUUUGCAGCCAUUUACAUUUUAGAUAAUAGAAAUUAUAACAUCAUUGCACUCUGAUCGAUUCAGGGCACAGGAACAGUCCAUCUAUAGAUAGGCUAGUGUCUUUAUUUCCACAGCCUGGAAGUCUCAUGAAAUACAGUCAAACAACACAAAAAGGAAAAAAGGAUAUAUUCACACAACUUUUCCUGAAUAGGAAGAGAUAUAACGAAUGAACCUACUGAAAUGAUACCAUACUAGAUUGCUUUCAAUAAAAUGUACAUUUCUCUCUUAAAUAGAAUAUUGCAAUAGGUUUUUUUUUAGGUUUUUUUUUUUUUUUUUUUUUUUUACUUAUUUUGGUUUUUAAGUAAAUAAAAACCACAUGGAGAAAUGUGACCAAUAAUCUGUUUGACAGUGAUCCCUUCAAUAGGUUUCAACUAUUACAAACAUCAUACAGUAAAUAUGUGAUCAUUAUAAUCAGUUUGGCUUAGGGUUUUCGUAAAAUGGUGUCCUAUAAUAUUAUAGUAUACUGGAAAUAUUUUCAUACAAUUCACUCCCUGAUUCUUAAGGUUAGUGAGAUCGUUUUUGACGAAUUAAUAUUUCAAUCAAAAUGAUUGAAUAUGCCAUUCACAAAGCUUUAACAUCUGCUUAUCAAUAAAUGUAUCCAUAUCAGGAAAUCAUGAAAGUAGGUAACUGCAUACUUCUAAGAGCAUUGAAUCCGUUUAAACAAAACUUUGAAAAUAAUGUAUAUUCUAUAAAGGUUUUAUCCAUAAUAUAUGUCUAUAUGAGUAAAGGUGACAGUAGGUUAUGGCGGACCAUCCACAUAAUUGAUGGGCAAAAACCAAAAUGUGUGGGAAGACUGAACAAGCCUACACAUUUCCAAAUGAAUGUACCCUCCAAAAGAGCAUAAUUCAAUAUUAUAACUUAUAACAGACCUUUUGUAACAGAAGAGAAUGCAAAAAAUUCACAGCAUUACUCAGGAGAAAAAUCAAAUACAUAAACUGAUAACAGAUGUUUGUCUUUAUUUGAAUGAGUCUCUUUGCAAAUAACAUUACUCAAGGAGAAACUCAUUCUCACGGCAGACAAUCAAAUUAAAACAAGGCGACUUGGGUUUCCACAUUAUCCAUCACCCUCCAUUACUCAUCCUCCUCUUUCUCUUGUGACUGUCCCACCUCUCUGGACUCCAGCAGGGGUUUUAUCAGGGAGAGAUUGGCUGCUCAGUCCUCCUUUGAUUGUAGGAGGGUUGUUUGUUUGCGCGCGUGCGUGCGUGUGUGUGUGCGUGUGUGUGUGUGUGUGUGUGUGUGUGUGUGUGUGUCUGUGUCUGUGU